AUGGUGAUGAUGACCUACAACGGUUCUUAUCAUCUGUCAUUACCUCAUCUUUGCGAACACUCCUUGAAAUCGCACUGGCAAACUCGUCGUCCUUGGCGCCCGGAACAUACCGAUUGGCAGGCUGCAGCAUUCGUUAAUUCAAUCCAGCUGAUUCAUGGUACAAGGCUGAGCUGCUGCAUGGUAACUACAGGGCCAUGGAGAGCCACCAAUACACCUAUCGAACCUAAAAAGGCCUCUUUGCGCAAGGGCCCUGACAAUAUUGCUGUGAAAAAAACGGCAAAUUUCCCACAGGAUACUGCAAAGGCCAGAGUAGCUAAGUUAAAGGAUCCGGCUGUUCUAGUAAACCUUCCGACAUCUCCAUCAGCUCAAGCGUAUGAGUGUGCACAUGCGCAAACAUCCAAAGACCCAGGAAACGAUAGCUAUUUUGACCCAGUUUUUGUUGAUGUUGAAGACAGCACCACGAAGGAAACUGAUGACGGCUUUGCCAACGUAACUCCGCAGAAAAUCACGUCACAAUCUCAAAAAUAA
This is a messenger RNA of Morchella importuna, 528 nucleotides long. RefSeq lists its product as uncharacterized. Lineage: Eukaryota; Fungi; Ascomycota; Pezizomycetes; Pezizales; Morchellaceae. The transcript is spliced from 12 exons. Bases 1 to 528 code for a protein of 175 amino acids. The record is from RefSeq and is a predicted model, not a curated record.